UAACCUUAUCAAGCCAUACUGGAUCCUCCAGCAGAUCUUCAAAUCUUCCCUUUUUGAGAGAAUAUAAAAAUUUCAGCUCCUUAUGAGUUCUGAGUACAAACUCGCAACCGUCCUCGUGACCUCUAAAUUUUUGAGAAAAAUGAGGACAGUAAAAGGACAUUUUUGCAUCACUAAAUCAAUCUUUAGCAAAGACCACUGACAAGUGGUUAAAAAUUGUUUAAAAGUUCAAUCAUGCAAUGUUUUUCCACUUUCAAGAGAGUUUUGAUUCAGAUUAGCGAUUAUAUUUCAUUUUUUCAAGCAGGAGACCGAUAAAAAAAUAUGCUUUUGUAUCUGCCAACUGAAAAUUCUGAAUAUAUUCCACUUUUCAAAUACCUGUAGCCUGUAGUUCAUUCCAAAAUGAAUUCUGACAACAAUCUGAGCUACCCGCGCUGAUUUUCAGUCAAUCUGAAUUAAAAUCCAAAAAAACUGAAGAAAAUCAAUACCUUUCUGGAAGCUUUAGAACGGUUGGUUGAAAAUGAUCAAAUACAACCUCAGGAAGCUGAACUAAAUAAGAAAGCUGUUUUUUGAAAUCAGCUGCUCUAAUGCUCAAUCAUGUCGUAAUUUUUGCUUAGUGAAAAUGAUUGCAUGUAUUUUUCCACGUGGUGUAACAACAAGAAGAAAAAACAAACAUGUAAAUGAAAGUUGAACCCAUUUGUACUUCUAACACUUCAAGGGUAUCUUUUUAGCUUUCCAGUCAUAAUUCUUUCAGAACACAUCGGAAAUUCGAAAUCAUCGUUAUUUUAUUAUUUUUGUACAAAUUCAUAAGUGCUUAUUUAAAUUUAAUCCAUUCUCUUGUUUGAUUCAUCAGAACAAUUAUCCAAUAUUUCACAAUCACCUAUUGCAAUCGCUGAGUUUUUGUUGUUUUCCAACAUCCACAACGUCGAUAAAUUCCCCUACACCAAAGUUGAGACUCCAGAGUGAAUAGAUUGCAUGAAUUAUUUUUUGAUUAACUGCAGCCACGCCUGGUUCGCCAAAAUUUAUCCAAAACCAUCAACAGGAAUUUGCCUAAAUAAAGCUGUGACCACUGAUCUGUUUUGACAUCUUUCAACGACCUACCUUCAAGCAAAUUGUAUUCGGUUAAAACCUGAUACUGCGCAUCACGUUUUUUUAACCCGGCAGGAAAAAAAAAACAAAUUUGUAAAAACAAUAUCCCUAUCACGAUGUACUAAGUAAAUCUAUCACGUUCUUUUCUGAAAAACAUUCUAAUGUAAACAUAUUUUUCAUUUUUAUCAAAAACUGAUAGCAAAAUUGAUAAAACACGUUGUUCACAGCCUAAGUAGGUAGUUAGUAAUCCAUUAGAUAGGUAACGCUAACGACUUUUUAAAUUUUCCAUUCGAAUGCACAUUUCAGUAACUCUGACAUGCGCCAAAGCAACACUUUUUUCAAAAAAUCCACGAAAGAACGAGCGUCAUUCAUGCAACUACUCAAAUGGAGUUCUUGGUUUCUAGUCACUGGCUUACACGUCACCUAUGCUCUGAGUCAGCCAUGCCCUUUUACAUACACUUCAUCCUUGCCAGAAUUAACGCAAGCCAUACGUUCAUUAACACCUUUAAUAAUGGAAAACUGCGAAAUUAUGGGAUCAUAUCCUGAAGAUAAAAGCUCCUACGUAUACCAACAAUUUUAUCCACAAUAUUAUGAUUUUAUCAUCGUGGGCUCUGGAUCAGCUGGAAGCACGAUUGCAGGUCGUCUGAGUGAAAUACAAGAAUGGAAGGUUUUACUCAUCGAAGCAGGAACUGAUCCGCCAAUUAAUUCCGACAUACCUUUCUUGUUCGCCUCAAUGGUACAAACUCCCUACGACUGGAACUACACAACAACCGUGUCAGGGGACACUUGUAUGGCGUAUGUUGGUAAUCAAUGUACUUGGCCCAGAGGUAAAGUCUUGGGAGGAAGCAGCUCGACAAAUUUUAUUGGCGCGAUACGUGGCAAUGCGAGAGAUUACGAUUAUUGGGAAUCAUUGGGUAAUACUGGCUGGGGUUAUAAGAAUGUACUGAAGUUUUUUAAGAAACUAGAACGCAUACGUAAUCUAAAUUAUGAAGAUAGAUCAGCACAUGGUUAUUUUGGUCCAGUUUACAUAGAACCAUAUACGAACAAAACUGUAUAUGAUGUAAUAAAAGUCAAAAAUUACAUAGCAAGUUAUUGCACCAAAUAUGGAUACAAAAUUGUCGAAGAUAUAAAUGCAAAUAACCAAGCUGGGCUCGCACUGUUACCAGGAACACUUCACAAUGACGUAAGAUGGAAUACUGCCAAAGCAUAUCUUCAACCAGCAAAAGACAGACCCAACUUGACGGUAAUGAAAGGAACAAUGGUCAUUAAAAUAUUAAUCAACAAUCAAAAGCAGGCUUAUGGAGUUGUAGUUCACAAAGAUGGCAAGACAAAGGAAAUAUAUUGCACGAAGGAAGUCAUUGUAUCAGCGGGAGCCAUUAAUUCUCCUCAACUUUUGAUGCUUUCUGGUAUAGGACCAGAAAAGCAUCUGAGGAAGUUGAACAUCAAAGUGAUAAAAAAUGCUUGCGUUGGUUGCAAUUUGCGAGAUCAUUUAUCAGUACACAGUCACAUAGGUAUAAUCAAUGCAGAAUUAGAUGGUUAUGGCGUAGAGCAUGGAGCAGAAUACCUCUUAUAUCGAUAUUUGAGUAGAAGAGAAGACAUAGGUUUAGCGAUGGACGCCAUGUUAUUCAUAAAUACAACCGGUAACACAGCCGAGUACCCAAAUGUACAAGUUUUCCAUACUAUUUUACCUCGAAAUAAUUUCAUGAAGGCAUUCUUUGGCAAACUUUUAAUGUUCAAACCAGAUAUAGGUCAAUUGUUGGCGAACUCGAUCGAAACAAACGCAAUUUUACUCAUGUUCCCUGUAUUACUGAGACCUGAAAGUACAGGAGAAAUUUUACUCAAAAGUAAAAAUUGGUUCGACCCGCCUAUAAUUAUAUCCGGAUAUAUGACUCAGAAAAAAGAUAUAGACGCGUUGACUGAAGCUUUACGUAUUAUAGAAAGCAUAUCUGAAACUAAAACUUUCAAAACAUAUGGAACCCUGAAAGUUCUACAAGCCCCAGCAUGUUUAAAGCUACCUCCAAAAUCAGAUGAAUAUUACGAAUGCCUAAUUCGAUAUUUUGGCACAACGACGUAUCAUCCGAGUGGUACUUGUAGAAUGGGACCUUCGAAGGACUCGACUGCAGUGGUUAGUCCUGAACUGAAAGUUUAUGGAAUAAAAGGAUUAAGAGUGGCUGAUGCAUCGAUAAUGCCUCAACUAACAGCUGGUAACAUAAAUAUACCAGUUAUUAUGAUCGGAGAAAAAGCUGCUGAUAUGGUCAAAAAGGACUGGCUUUGGCUAUGAGACUGUGCACUCAAGAAUGUAAUUUCGUAUAAGGAGAAACUUUUGUACCUACUUGUCCUUGAACUCUGCUUGUUAUUAUUCUUACCCCUGUGACUUUUCUUGACAAAUAAAAGAGUUUAUCACCAAAAAA
This is a messenger RNA of Planococcus citri (citrus mealybug), 3494 nucleotides long. Its product is annotated as glucose dehydrogenase [FAD, quinone]-like. The record is from RefSeq and is a predicted model, not a curated record. Lineage: Eukaryota; Metazoa; Arthropoda; Insecta; Hemiptera; Pseudococcidae. Gene Ontology annotation, molecular function: flavin adenine dinucleotide binding; oxidoreductase activity, acting on CH-OH group of donors. The coding region runs from base 1400 to 3364 and encodes 654 amino acids. The transcript is spliced from 2 exons.